UUGGUGUUCUCGCGAUAGCUCAGCAGAGGGACGCGGUUUGCGGAUGUAAACAAACUCCGGUGCUCGUGUUUGAUUUAGGAGAAGGAAGUCCAGCGGAGUCGGUAUGGAAGAGAUUUGGAACGUUAAAAUUAUUUGAGAGUUUUAAACAGCUGGUAGGAGAAAGUUGAGCAGUCCUGCGGAGGAGAAGUUAUCAAACUGCGGUCAGAGUUCCCGGUGGACGCCGGAGGAUGAGCGGACUGACUGGGAUGGAAGCCGGUGGAGCUGCGGUGAAGUCCCAGAACUGAUGACCGAGUGACUGAAGAUGAGUGAUUUAAAAGAAGAGGAGGACGGAGCACAGCCUCAUGACAAAGAUCCUCCAGACGUUAGUGAAGACCCUGGACCCUCAGACACAAAAGAGAAGAAGAUGAGUCAUAUUUCUGUGGAGGAGCAGCCGUCCUGCUGUGCUUCAUGUCAGGACGUCCUGAAGGAUCCAGUCUCUACCAGCUGUGGACAGUGGUUCUGCAGACAGUGCAUCACCUCAUACGAGGACCAGUCUGCUCCAUCAGGACACUCCUCCUGUCCCCAGUGUGGUGAAAGACCCAGAACCAGCAGCUGUGGACAAACAGAUGUUGGUCUGCAGAAGGUUCUGCAGGAACAUAAGAUGAGUCUGAGGAGGAGAUGUGAACAUGUGACUGAAGGAAGUGAUGAAGCAGGAGGUGGAACCCUCCUCAGCAGGAUCUACACUGAGCUCUACAGCACAGAGGGACACAGUGAAGACACUGUUUCCCCAGAUAAGGUGACCUUCUAUGACACUCCCAUCAGGUGCCAGGACAUCUUUAAAGCCUCACCUGAGCAGCAGAGAGCCAUCAGAGUGGUCCUGACCAAUGGCGUGGCUGGCAUCGGAAAAACCUUCUCAGUGCUGAAGUUCACUCUGGACUGGGCAGAGGGCAGAGAAAACCAAGACGUCAGUGUGGUGGUGAUGCUUCCGUUCAGGGAACUGAACAUGAUCAGAGAUGAGCAGCACAGUCUUCUCACGCUGCUCCAUCAUUUCCAUCCAACAUUACAGAAGGUGCCGGCAGAGCAGCUGGCUGUCUGUAAACUUUUGUUCAUCUUUGACAGUCUGGAUGAAAGCAGACUUUCACUGGAUUUCACCAACAGGAAGGUUGUGUCUGAUGUCAGCCAGAAGUCAUCGCUGGACGUUCUGCUGGUGAACCUCAUGGAGGGGAAUCUGCUGCCCUCGGCUCUGGUCUGGAUCACUUCCCGCCCUGAAGCAGCCAGUCAGAUCUCUCCUACACGUGUGGACAGGUUUACAGAAGUACGAGGUUUCACCGAUGGCCAGAAGGAGGAGUACUUCAGGAGGAGAUUGAGUGAUGAAGAGCGCUCCAGCACAAUCAUCUCCCACAUGAAGACAUCCAGAAAUCUCCACAUCUUGUGUCGACUCCCAGUGUUCUGCUGGAUCACUGCUGCAGGUCUGGAGCACAUGUUGACCACAGAGCAGAGAGGAGAGCUGCCCAAGAGCAUGACUGAGAUGUUCUCACACUUCCUGCUGGUUCAGACACAGAGGAAGAAGAACAAGUACCAUGAGGGACCUGAGACAAGUCCACAGGAGCUGACGGAGGCUGACAGGGAAGUUCUUCUGAAGCUGGGGAGGCUGGCCUUUGAAAAUCUGGAGAAAGGAAACAUCAUGUUCUACCAAGAAGACCUGGAGCAGUGUGGUCUGGAUGUGACGGAGGCCUCGGUGUUGUCAGGAGUUUGUACCCAGAUCUUCAGAAGAGAGUGUGAGAUGUUCCAGAAACCAGUCUACUGCUUUGUUCAUCUGAGCCUUCAGGAGUUUCUGGCUGCAGUCUACAUGUUCCACUGUUACACCAACAGGAACACUGAGGUGCUGAAGAAGUUCCUGGGAGAAGACUACAGUAGCUCAUCCCUGGAUGACUUCCUGAAGAGAGUAUUGGAGAAAUCUCUCGAAAGUAGAAAUGGUCACCUGGACCUGUUUGUUCGCUUCCUCCAUGGCCUCUUUGUGGAGUCCAACCAGAGAGUCUUAGGAGGUCUGCUGGGUCAGACAGAGAACAGUCCAGAAAUCAUCCAGAGAGUCAUCAACAACCUGAAACAGAAGAAGAAGACUAACAUGUCUCCAGACAGAAGGAUCAACAUCUUCCACUGUCUGAUGGAGAUGAAUGAUAUCUCAGUCCAUCAGGAGAUCCAAGAGUUCCUGCAGUCAGAGACCAGUUUAGAUGAGGAACUCUCUGAAUUCCACUGCUCAGCUCUGUCCGACAUGCUGCAGAUGUCAGAGGUGGUUCUGGAUGAGUUGGACCUGAGGAAGUACAACACAUCAAAGCAGGGAGCUCGGAGACUGAUUCCAGCUGUGAGAAACUGCAGAAAGGCUCGACUUUGGAACUGUGGAUUCUCACAGACUCACUGUGAAGUCGUGGCCUCAGCUCUGAAGUCCGACUCCUCCCUUCUGACAAAACUGGACCUGAGUGAUAACCAGCUGCUGGAUCCAGGAGUGAAACAUCUGUGUGACGCACUGAAGAGUCCAAACUGUAAACUUGACACUCUGAGUUUUAGGGGCUGCAGGUUGUCAGAAAUCAGCUGUGAUUCUGUGGUCUCAACUCUGGAGUCCAACCUCCCUCAUCUGAAACAUCUGGACCUGAGUGACAACCAGCUGCAGGAUUCAGCAGUGAAGCAGCUGCGUGAUUUUCUGGAGAGUCCAGACUGCAACUUGAAGACUCUGGAGUUGAGCGACUGCGGUUUGUCAGAGAUCAGCUUUGCUUCUUUGGUCUCAGCUCUGAAGUCCAACCCCUCCCAUCUGAAAAAUCUGGACCUGAGCGGGAUUAAGAUGCAGGAUUCAGGAGUGAAACAUCUGAGUAGUUUUCUGGAGAAACCAGACUGCAGCCUGGAGAAUCUGGGAUUGGAUAGCUGCAGUUUGUCAGAGAUCGGUUGUGAGUCUCUGGGCUCAGCUCUGAAGUCCAACCCAUCUCAUCUGAAAGAGCUUGACCUGGGCUGCAACCAGCUGCAGGAAUCAGGGGUGAAACAUCUGUGUGGUUUUCUGGAGAGUCCAGACUGCAGACUGGAAACUCUGAUAUUGGUGAGCUGCAGGUUGUCAGAGAUCAGCUUUGCCCCUCUGGUCUCAGCUCUGAAGUCCAACCCCUCCCAUCUGAAACAUCUUUACAUGAAUUUCAACAAAGAGCUGCAGGAUUCAGGAGUGAAGCAUCUGUGUGGUUUUCUGGAGAAUCCAGACUGCCGACUGGAGACUCUGAGAUUGGUGAGCUGCAGUUUGUCAGAGAUCGGUUGUGAGUCUCUGGGCUCAGCUCUGAAGUCCAACCCCUCCCAUCUGAAACUUCUGCACCUAAGUAUAAACCAGUUGAAGGAUCCAGGAGUGAAACAUCUGUGUGGUUUUCUGGAGAAUCCAGACUGCAGACUGGAGAAUCUGGAUUUAAGUGACUGCAGUUUGUCAGAGAUCAGCUGUGAUUCUCUGAGCUCAGCUCUGAAGUCCAACCCCUCCCAUCUGAGACAACUGGAGCUCUGCGACAACCAGCUGAAGGAUUCGGGAGUGAAACAUCUGUGUGGUUUUCUGGAGAAUCCAGACUGCAGACUGGAGACUCUGGGAUUAGGCUGGUGCAGUUUGUCAGAGGUCUGCUGUGAUUUUCUGGUCUCCGCUCUGAAGUCCAACCCCUCUCAUCUGAAACAUCUGGUCCUGAAUGGAAACAAACUGAAGGAUUCAGAUGUGAAGCAACUGUAUGGUUUUUUGGAGAGUCCAGACUACAGACUGGAGAAUCUGAGCUGGAAGUGGCGAUGAUCAGGACAGUGUGUGCUGAGAGGAUGAAGUGUGUCCUGAAGAUCCAGACAUGGACUAAGAUGUGAAGAAUUACUGGCCUUGUGUCAUAACUGAGCAGAUAAAUAACUUGCUGUAAGACAGAAAUCAGAGCAUAAAACAUGAACAAAGUGGAUUUAAUCACAGCUUCCCUGAGGAGUGUGAACAGAGUAAAACAUGUCGAUCUUCUCUGGAUUUUGGUGUAAAAUCAGUGAACUCUGUUUGACUCAGUGAACAACAGCCUGAAUGGAGGCAACAGGAAAGUUUGUUCCAUCAUCACAGCUGGAUCGGUGUAAAUAUGUUUCUUUGGUUUUCUUCUCAUUGUAAAUAUUCCCAUAUGAUCAUGAUGGUCAUCAGCAGGGAGAGUUUGACUGUAUUUCUCCACAGUGCUGAUUUAGUGCUUCAACACACUGACUUGGAUGAAGAGAAUCUGUUGAUGAAAGAUUGAAGUCCCUCAGCAGGAUUUACUGACUGGACAUUUAAACACAGUCAGUUUUAAUACACUUGAUAGAGUUUGUUUGUUCCCACAGAGUGAAUGAAGUGUUCCGUGUGUUUUUGUUGCAGGAGGUUGUUGAAAGCUGCAGAAGAAAAGUGAUGUAACAGUUGAAGUGAAAAUAAACACAGUUCAGUCUGCAGGAUUACAACAAAGUUCCAGGAAGCAGCAGUUUGAGCAGAAACAAACCUGAGUGGAAACUGAAUUGUGAUCCUGUUGUUCACUGAACUGCCUGAGUUGUGUUGUAUUUUAUUUUUUUAUCUCCUGUGACUUAUUUGUGACAUGAGGUGAAAUGAAUCAAACAUCCACA
Acanthochromis polyacanthus (spiny chromis) is the source of this 4593-nucleotide messenger RNA. RefSeq names its product NACHT, LRR and PYD domains-containing protein 12-like. NCBI's taxonomy places the organism in Eukaryota, Metazoa, Chordata, Actinopteri, Pomacentridae. The coding region runs from base 302 to 3775 and encodes 1157 amino acids. The transcript is spliced from 13 exons. Gene Ontology annotation, molecular function: protein binding. The record is from RefSeq and is a predicted model, not a curated record.